This is a messenger RNA of Dermacentor albipictus, 700 nucleotides long. RefSeq lists its product as uncharacterized. The record is from RefSeq and is a predicted model, not a curated record. NCBI's taxonomy places the organism in Eukaryota, Metazoa, Arthropoda, Arachnida, Ixodida, Ixodidae.
CUGAACAAGGAGACUGUCGCGUACGACCAAGUGCCAGAGAUGUAUACGUGAGCCCAGUCGACGCGAUGUGGACCACCACUUCAGAACAGUCACGUUAAUCGAAAGAGGACGCCGCGCCUGUGCAUUGCGUACCUUUCACGAUUAGGGCGUUGGCCGAGCACCCCAAAGGCAAGGGGCCAGUCUUUCUCCGCGUUCUCAACGAUGCUUGUGUGCCUGGUACCGGUCGUGCUGGCGACCUUAGCUGCCGGGGCAGGCCUCACUGACGCAUACUACGCGCCUACCAAGAAGUUCGAGGUACACGAGUCCGCCUUCCACCAGUACAUGCAUCUUGCAGUAGAACUGGCGCGCUUCAAGUCACAGGGCCGGCGACCGGCCUUGUACCUGUUGGGCCUGAGGAGAGUUAUUUGGCCGAAAGGAAAAAAUAACAUAGUCAUUCUCACCAUUGACGUCACCGACUCGACCUGCAAAAGGUGGCCAAGGAAUCCACGGAACUUCCAGUGUAAGCCAAAGGUACCCUCGCCCGUAUAUUCCUGCAAAGGCAGAAUACUGGUCAGAAAAGGAGUGGAGUUCGUGAAACUUUUGUGGACAAAGUGCUGGUUAAGCACCUGUAGGAAGCGUGACUACGCCGGCUACGCCUUUUGAUGCCCCGGUAAACAUCUGCAAAAUACAAUAGGCGAAAGUAAAGAGAAAAUAUUGUGUU